AUGAAUAACGACGAAGUGAAAAUUAUCGAACAGGAAUAUAAGCAAUUUUACGAUAAAUUUUGCUACAUAAAUGAAAACACAUUUUCCAUAGAUAUAAAUAUGAGUGAAGAAAAUGAAGAGAAGUCCAAACAUAUGGUCACCAAGAAAAUGCUAAAGCUGGUCAUCCAAUUUGAUGGUCAUCAUUUCGAAGUAUUGAAUGAGCAUACACAUCGAGAACGUUGCGCCAAAAAAACAGAGUUUGAAAACAUUGAACAAAUUUUCAAUACAUUCUGCCCCUUGUCCUUUAAAAAAUUCAUCACCCAAGACAUCACAAGGAGGUUAAAUUCAGCUUUGUAG
Messenger RNA from Plasmodium knowlesi strain H, 336 nucleotides. RefSeq names its product conserved Plasmodium protein, unknown function. NCBI's taxonomy places the organism in Eukaryota, Apicomplexa, Aconoidasida, Haemosporida, Plasmodiidae. The record is from RefSeq and is a predicted model, not a curated record. The coding region runs from base 1 to 336 and encodes 111 amino acids. The transcript has a single exon.